Molecule: messenger RNA, 1465 nt
Organism: Acanthisitta chloris (rifleman)
Lineage: Eukaryota; Metazoa; Chordata; Aves; Passeriformes; Acanthisittidae
Gene: PSKH1
Product: protein serine kinase H1
Exons: 4
Coding region: 260-1465 (401 amino acids)
Biological process (GO): protein phosphorylation
Molecular function (GO): ATP binding; protein kinase activity
Source: RefSeq, a predicted model, not a curated record
GGUUGAAUAUAGAGUCUAUAAAUUCCUUCUGGGUGUCCCUUUAAAACGUUCCUUGUUUCUCCACCUGAUUCUCCUGAUGGAAGACCAGCUGGGGCUCCCUCUUUGCAGUUCAUGCUGAAUAGUUGCUUGGAGAGGUGGUGCAUGAGCAGAGAUACACCUGGUGAUGGUUCAAAUGUGGGAAUUGCCCCAGAUGUGGUUGCUGCUGCUGCUGCUGCUCCCCCGGGAACAUGCCUUGAUGGGGAAUUAACACCAGUCAGUGAUGGGCUGUGGGACAAGCAAAGUGCUUCCCGAGCCCCCCAAAGAUGUGCAGCUAGACCUGGUUAAGAAAGUCGAACCUUACACAGGCCACAAUGACAUCUACAAGCAUUUCAUCAAAGAUGACUGCGGGGCUGUCAUCAAAGCUGGCUGUCCCUCCCCUCCGCACUACGCCCACCCGUGCCCCGGGAACGCGCUGCCUGCCCACGCGGCGCAGCCCGAGCCCCGCAAGAACAAAGUGGCUAAGUACCGCGCCAAGUUCGACCCCAGGGUGACGGCCAAGUACGACAUCAAAGCCCUGAUCGGGCGGGGCAGCUUCAGCCGUGUGGUGCGCGUGGAGCACAAGGCCACCAAGCAGCCUUACGCCAUCAAGAUGAUCGAGACCAAGUACCGCGAGGGCAGGGAGGUGUGCGAGUCGGAGCUGAGCGUGCUGCGGCGCGUGCGCCACACCAACAUCAUCCAGCUCAUCGAGGUGUUCGAGACGCAGGACCGCGUCUACAUGGUCAUGGAGCUGGCGACCGGCGGAGAGCUCUUCGACCGCAUCAUCGCCAAAGGCUCCUUCACCGAGAGGGAUGCCACGCGGGUGCUGCAGAUGGUGCUGGAUGGGGUGAGGUACCUGCACACGCUGGGAAUCACACACCGGGACUUAAAGCCGGAGAACCUGCUGUACUACCACCCGGGAACGGACUCCAAAAUCAUGAUUACGGACUUUGGGCUGGCAAGCGCUCGGAAGAAGGGAGAUGACUGCCUGAUGAAAACCACGUGCGGCACCCCAGAGUACAUUGCUCCCGAGAUCUACAUUCUCCUCAGCGGCACGAUGCCCUUCGAGGACGACAACCGCACCCGCCUGUAUCGGCAGAUCCUGAAGGGAAAGUACAGUUACUCAGGAGAGCCCUGGCCCAGUGUGUCCAACCUGGCCAAGGAUUUCAUCGAUCGUCUGCUCACAGUGGACCCCAGUGACAGGAUGACAGCCCUUCAGGCCCUGAAGCACCCGUGGGUGGUCAGCAUGGCAGCCUCUUCCUCCAUGAAGAACCUCCACCGUUCCAUCUCACAAAACCUUCUCAAGAGGGCAUCUUCCCGCUGCCAGAGCACCAAGUCUGCGCAGUCCACCCGCUCCAGCCGCUCCACCAAAUCCAACAAGUCGCGGCGAGUUCGGGAGCGGGAGCUGCGCGAGCUCAACCUGCGCUACCAGCAGCAGUACACUGGCUGA